AUGGCCUGCGAAAGCAACAACGGACAGAGUGCCCACGUCACCCAGGAGGAUCCGCUGGUCGUUGUCGCAUCAUACAACAAGUUCGACAACCUUGCCCACGUCCCCCGAGGAACAACUGCCGGUCACACCCUCAGCUGCUUCCGACUACACCGCGAAUCGGCGACGAUGACUCUUCUCGCCGUCGAGGACACUCUCGAGAACCCUGCGUUCCUUCGGUUCCAUCCCGAAUACAACAUCCUCUACGCCUGCACGGAAGACAUCACCAAAGACAAUGAGGUCGCUUGCUUCUCCGUGUCGGCCACCUGCGGAAAGCUCACGCACCUCCGGUCCCAGAGCGCCAAGGGCAAAAGCACCUGCUACCUCGAGCUCGACAGCUCGCUGGAGCACAUGCUGUUCGUGAACUACUGGGACUCUGUGGUGGGGACCAUGCCUCUCACUUGCUCAGGCCUCCUUGAACCAGUUGUGAAGACCCUCAAGCCGGAGAGACCGGUCGUUGCUCGCGACCUGAAGGACCACCUGGCAAACCGACAGAGCGAGCCGCACGCCCACGCCAUCGUGCUGGACCCCUACUUCGGGAAGGUGGCCUUCAUCCCGGACCUCGGCAUGGACGUCAUCCAGCAGCACCACUACGACGCGAAGACCGGGGUGCUGACACCCUCGACGACCCUGGCCUGCGGGCCGGACGACCUCAAGCCACACGGCCCUCGCUACAUAUUCGUGCUGGUGAGCAACCGAGGGCACAACAGUAUCGCCGUGUUCGCCAUCAAGCAGACCACCCGCUGCGGGGAGGCGGGCUACCUGAGGGUGGUGAACUACUGCCACACCAAGGGCAAGACCCCGAGACACUUCCAGUUCGACCCCAGCGGCGAGUUCCUGCUGAGCGCCAACCAGGACACAGACAGCGUCACCGUAUUCAGGUUCGACAACGAGACCGGCAAGCUCACCUUCACGGGCGACGUCAACGACGUCCCCAGCCCCAACUUCGUGUGCGUGUUCCAGCCACACCGGAACGGGAGGAUGAGGCACGUGGCCAAGCUCUGA
Molecule: messenger RNA, 1041 nt
Organism: Ectocarpus siliculosus
Lineage: Eukaryota; Phaeophyceae; Ectocarpales; Ectocarpaceae
Source: the annotation of a GenBank genome assembly